This is a messenger RNA of Physella acuta, 1156 nucleotides long. RefSeq names its product ER membrane protein complex subunit 6. Lineage: Eukaryota; Metazoa; Mollusca; Gastropoda; Physidae. Gene Ontology annotation, biological process: autophagosome assembly; protein folding in endoplasmic reticulum. Gene Ontology annotation, cellular component: endoplasmic reticulum; membrane; EMC complex. The record is from RefSeq and is a predicted model, not a curated record.
UUACCAAGUAGAGAUAACUCUAUACACAAAGUGAAAAAUGGCGACCAUAGCAGUUAGAACACGAAAGAGUAGAAAAUGUGAUGGAAUUGCCUAUAGUGAAAUGUCCUUACGUCAGAAUGCCUCGAUCUUGGAAUACUGCAGAACGUCUAUAUCUGCUUUGUCUGGAGCUACUGCAGGGAUCAUGGGAUUGACCAGUCUUUGGGGAUUCAUCUUCUAUUUUAUUACAGCAGCAAUGCUUUCAGUGUUUCUACUUUUGAAAGCUGGUUCCCAGUGGAAUUCAUUUUUUAUGACGCGAAGAGUCCUAUUCAGUAAUGGCUUGUUUGGGGGUCUUUUUACAUAUGUUUUAUUCUGGACGUUUUUAUAUGGGAUGGUUCAUGUGUAUUAAAGCAUCACUGCAGUUGUUUUGCUUAUAAUUUUUGUAUUUAAAAAUAACUGAAGGUUUUAUUGCUUUAGUUUUAUUCCAUUAAUUUAUCUGGGUUUUUUAUUUGAAUGAAAAGUCAGCUGUUAUGUGUGUUUGUUGUGGGAUAAAAAAUAUUGGAUAAAUGAGCUUAAACUUUGAAUGAUUGUGAGAUUGUAUCCCCCACAAUAAGAGAAAAGUUAUCAAAAAUAAUUUAUUUAUAAAGUUUAAAGCUGUUACCCUGUAGAGGUCACUGUAUAAUUGAUACAAGCUUUUUAUUUUUAAAUUUAAUAUUGUAAUACAAAUCUUACGAGUUUAAGUUGUGAAUAGUACCAUGAGUAGAAGUAUAUUUGAAAAACAUUUAAAUCAAUUGUCAUGAGAUCUGGGUUACUGGUCUUGAAGGAUAAGACGUUUAUAAAUCUCCUUCAGUUUUUCCACAACUAUGCUAAUAUUAAUAACAACCUUGUGUAAAUCCUUCAAAAUAUAUAUUAGUUUUCAGGUUGCUUUACUGAAUGUUUUUUGUUAAAAAAUAUUUUCUUUCUAUUCUAAUGUAUGAAAAACAUUCUAGCUUAGGUAUAUGAGAUUUUAGGUUAACUCAGAUUUAUAUAAGCUCUGUUUAAUCUGUAGCCAUUUUAAAAAUAUGUAAAUCUAACAAUUAUUGUUUUGAAAUUCAAUCAAUAAUGUAUAUAUAUCUCUGCACCUGACCUCUACAGUGUCUAACUAAACCUUCAGUGCAAUAAAACAUUGAUAUAUAAAUGA